CCGGGCGCCGCCGCCAUGGUGCUCAUCAAGGAAUAUCGUGUUAUCCUGCCUGUGUCUGUGGAGGAGUAUCAAGUGGGACAGCUGUAUUCUGUGGCAGAAGCUAGUAAAAACGAGACUGGUGGAGGGGAAGGAGUGGAGGUCCUGGUGAAUGAACCCUACGAAAGAGAUGGCGAGCGUGGCCAGUACACACACAAGAUCUACCACUUACAGAGCAAAGUGCCAACAUUUGUGAGAAUGCUGGCCCCAGAGGGAGCUCUCAAUAUCCAUGAAAAAGCAUGGAAUGCCUAUCCCUACUGCAGAACCGUUAUUACAAAUGAGUAUAUGAAGGAUGAUUUCCUGAUCAAAAUUGAAACCUGGCAUAAAUCAGAUCUUGGAACACAAGAGAAUGUUCAUAAACUGGAGCCAGAUGUAUGGAAAAAUGUAGAAGCUAUUUAUAUAGACAUUGCUGAUCGGAGUCAAGUACUUCCCAAGGAUUACAAGGCAGAAGAAGAUCCAGCAAAAUUUAAAUCUGUAAAGACUGGACGUGGACCUCUGGGCCCCAACUGGAAGAAGGAGCUGGGGAAGCAGACGGAUUGUCCAUACAUGUGUGCUUAUAAACUGGUAACAGUCAAAUUCAAGUGGUGGGGUCUGCAAAGCAAGGUUGAGAACUUUAUACAGAAGCAAGAAAAGCGUCUCUUCACAAACUUCCAUCGGCAGCUCUUUUGCUGGCUUGAUAAGUGGGUUGAUCUGACUAUGGAGGACAUCCGUAGGAUGGAGGAGGAGACCAAGAGACAGCUGGAUGAGAUGAGAGAAAAAGAUCCAGUGAAAGGAAUGACAGCUGCAGAUGACUAAUGUGACUUCUUCCUUGUGCACUUUUGCAAGACAGUCAUCAGGAAGGCCUGGGGAAUCCACACGCUUGACUGAUGGACCAUCUCUGGAUCAAGCCUUUCUAUAUCCAAUCGGCAGGCGAUUUUAAGUCUCCCUUAGCUAAUUCUAGAUGCCCUUUAAUAUUGUGAGCAAAUAGACUGUCUGGUACUAAGCACUCCAAUGUUAGCACGUAUAUGAAGGAGGUAGCUCCUUGGAGACGUGUGACUUAGAGAUCGCUGUAUUUACGACUCCUCCCUCCUUUCUUUUUUCAUUGUGUUCAGACCAACUUCCAUGUGGCCCUGUUUGAUUUCCAAGUGUCAUUUUUAGCUAAAUUAGUCUUGUGAUGUGGUGACUUAGAUUUUUUUUUUUUUUUUUCCAACUGGGAUAAACUGCCACCUUUGUUUCUGCCCAGCCCUUCACCAUUCUUUGAAAGUCUGUUUGGAGAGGGAAACAGUCAAUAUUUUAGAGUGCAAAACUAUUCCAUAAACUUCUGUGCUCUGACCUUGCUCCCGAGGUAACAAAUUUGACAGCGUAUCAUCUGAAUGCAUAAUCAGGAGUAGCCAGAUACAGCUCUUGGUCUGCAAUGAGUACGUGGCUUCUGCACAGCAAUAUCUCAACUCACCUGUGCUAAGACAGAAUAAAGACUGAGCAGAAGCCGUGUUGGGCAGCCCCAUGCUGGGUCCUUCUGCAUAGAACUGGAGUUUCAGUUCAGUGACCCCCUUGUGCUCCCUUUGGCCUCUGUCAUCCUGUUGUCCUUUAGCUUUGUGUGUCAGUCUUAGAAAAUCACUGUAAAAACUCACUUGACAAAUGUUGCAACUUCCUGGUUCUUUCUUUGGUGAGAUUUAGCAUAGCACACCAAAUUAAAAAUAUUUUGAUUAAUAAUAAUGUGAUUCUCCCGGGCAAAUUAGAACGUAGCAAAGCUCGUGUUUAAGUAAAGUUUUUGGUAUCUGAUUACCUUCAGGUGCCUGGGUCGGUGGUUCUGCUUAGCAAUAAUAUUCUUCCCAUUGCCAGACUGACUUGAAAUGUGCUGCUUCUUUCUAGAGAACAGUAACUUACAAAAACCUGCAGUUGUUUUUUAGGAGACCUGCCAGUUCUUCUAAGUUACAACAGAUUCUGUUGAACAAUGAAAUCAGCUCUGGGUAUUUAAUGAACUCUAACUCUUUCUGUAACUAUCCUUAUGUUGAUAUCAGCUUUAGACAAUCAAAUAAGCAGAAUAGAAUUACAAAAAAAAAAAAAAAAAAAAAAAGUGCUUUUUAAGAAUAUAUGAGAGACAUCCCCCCCUCCAGCUUCUCUGCUUAUGAGUCAGGCCCAGGGUUUGACACCCCCCACAAUAGGCAUCACUUUAUUUUCCAUUUCUGUAUUUGUUGGCACCAAUGGAAAAUACUGUAUGCCAAACACAGACGUGGGUGUAUCUGCACUUUCAAGGAGUGUUUCGGGCACUUACUAACACAUCUGACUCCUUCAGCCCUUUCCUGCAAGCAGGAAACCCUGAAACGGCCCCAGGCCAUGCUGAAAAGUACUGCUUGGGUCUGAACUGUUUUCAGCGCAAGGAAAGACAACUCAAGAUCCGGAGGGAGAGGAUGGCUUUUGGUUACUGGGGAGGGGGCAGUUUAUCCCUUUUAUUUUUUUAGUUUGUUUUUUUGCCUUACUCAUGUCUAAGUGCAAUAAGCUCUGAAUUGUACCAGUAACUCUGGCGGGCUCUUCUCAGUGACCUCAGGCGGUUUUGCGGGGUGGGAGGGAUGAGGGAUUUUUAGCAAACUCACCAGGCAGAAGUAAAACAAACUUACUGUAAAACCGGCGAAGAUACUAAAUCUUAAUCUGCAAGGCUGUUUGGGACCAGGAUAUUGUUUCAUGGCAUCUUCUCUAGGUGUUCAAGAAGUAUUUUAGGAGUGUAGGCCCCACUUAAUAGUUCUUUCAGUUUAAAAUACUUUUAACUAAAAAUUGAUGCACUGACUUCUGUUUGUGUUCGUUGGUUACGUUUCGAGGGAUUCUUACACUUGAGGACAACUCGAGAAAACAUAGCACGUUUGUUCUUUAAAUUUGUGUUAUCCAAGAGGCUUUCUGGCCGAUGACACUAAUCGCUGUGGAAGCAGAUUGUAGCAUUCCACCGUGCAAUCCUGUGCUGAUCCUCUGUUUUCA
Nothoprocta perdicaria is the source of this 2985-nucleotide messenger RNA. RefSeq names its product phosphatidylinositol transfer protein alpha (gene PITPNA). The record is from RefSeq and is a predicted model, not a curated record. NCBI's taxonomy places the organism in Eukaryota, Metazoa, Chordata, Aves, Tinamiformes, Tinamidae. Gene Ontology annotation, cellular component: cytoplasm. Gene Ontology annotation, molecular function: phosphatidylcholine binding; phosphatidylcholine intramembrane carrier activity; phosphatidylinositol binding. Gene Ontology annotation, biological process: phospholipid transport. The coding region runs from base 16 to 831 and encodes 271 amino acids. The transcript has 12 exons.